Gorilla gorilla gorilla (western lowland gorilla) is the source of this 5051-nucleotide messenger RNA. RefSeq names its product NUT family member 2F (gene NUTM2F). The transcript has 8 exons. Bases 183 to 1661 code for a protein of 492 amino acids. Lineage: Eukaryota; Metazoa; Chordata; Mammalia; Primates; Hominidae. The record is from RefSeq and is a predicted model, not a curated record.
GCCCCUCCCCCUCUGCAGAAUGUCUGGGGUCCUGUGUUCCAAACCUGUUUAUAUGCAAAUUUUCCCUGCUCCACUUGGACUCAGGAGGAUCUGCUGAGUCAGGUCACUCUCUGGGUCCUGCCCUUGACUUUUUUCAUUGCGGAAGCUGCCAGACAGUGGUGGUCAGUGCCCAGCCUGAGGGGAUGGCUUCAAAUGGAGCAUACCCAGUGCUGGGACCCGGCAUGACCGUGAACCCUGGCACCUCCCUGUCUGUAUUCACGGCUCUGCCCUUUGCCACACCCGCUCCCGGCCCAGCACACAGACCGCCCCUCGUGACUGCAGUGGUUCCUCCAGCCGGCCCUCUGGUGCUCUCUGCCUUCCCCAGCACCCCUCUAGUGGCAGGACAGGAUGGCCGCGGCCCGAGUGGGGCCGGGGCUUCCAACGUCUUUGUCCAGAUGAGGACAGAAGUGGGGCCUGUGAAGCCCCCUCAGGCACAGACCUUGAUCCUAACUCAGGCCCCCCUCGUCUGGCAGGCUCCAGGCACCCUCUGUGGAGGUGUCAUGUGUCCACCUCCCCUAUUCCUGGCAGCUGCUCCUGGGGUGCCCGUUACCUCUGCCCAGGUGGUUGGGGGCACCCAGGCCUGUGAGGGAGGCUGGUCCCAUGGCCUUCCUCUUCCACCACCACCACCGGCUGCCCAGGUGGCCCCCAUCGUGUCCCCAGGGAACGCUGGGCCAUGGCCACAAGGGGCUCAUGGAGAGGGCAGCCUGGCUCCCUCCCAGGCCAAGGCCCCGCCAGCCGACUCCUGUAAACCCAAGAGUGUCUAUGAGAACUUCCGACUCUGGCAGCACUACAAGCCCCUGGCCCGGAGGCACCUUCCCCAGAGUCCUGACACUGAAGCGCUUUCCUGCUUCCUCAUCCCAGUUCUCCGAUCCCUGGCCCGGCGGAAGCCCACCAUGACGCUGGAGGAGGGACUGUGGCAGGCCAUGCGGGAAUGGCAGCACACGAGCAACUUUGACCGGAUGAUCUUCUACCAGAUGGCGGAAAAGUUCCUGGAGUUUGAGGCUGAGGAGGAGAUGCAGAUUCAGAAAUCGCAGUGGAUGAAGGGGCCCCAGAGCCUGCCUCCUCCAGCCCCGCCGAGGCUUGAACCUCAAGGACCCCCUGCCCCUGAGGUGGUCAAGCAGCCAGUGUACCUUCCCAGCAAGGAUGGCCCCAAGGCCCCGACUGUCUGCCUGCCACCACCCAGGCCCCAGAGGCCAGCGGAGACCAAGGCCCACCUGCCACCACCCAGGCCCCAGAGGCCAGCAGAGACCAAGGUCCCUGAGGAGAUCCCCCCUGAAGUGGUGCAGGAGUAUGUGGACAUCAUGGAGGAGCUGCUGGGGUCUCACCUUGGGAACACAGGGGAGCCUGAGGGACAAUGGGAAAAGGGCAAAGUGGAGCAGCCGCAGGAAGAGGACGGGAUGACCUCAGACCCGGGCCUCCUGAGCUACAUUGACAAGCUGUGUUCCCAGGAAGACUUUGUCACCAAGGUGGAGGCCGUCAUUCACCCCCGGUUCCUGGAAGAAUUGCUUUCCCCAGAUCCACAGAUGGAUUUCUUGGCCCUAAGCCAGGAGCUGGAGCAGGAGGAAGGACUCACCCUUGCCCAGGGGGCCCCUUCAGAUGCUCCGGGGGCUGACAGAUGCUGAGGAAGCCCUGAUCCCUCCCACCACCCACUCACAAGGCCCCGCCUGCUUUAGGGAGGCUUCUCGGGGCCUCCCAUCAUUAUCAGUAUCCCUGGAAAAUCCUGGGAUGGAGAGAGCUGGCUGGCUUUUGUUCUGCUCGGUGGGAGCUGAGGAGAAGGCAGCUGCCUGCAACAUGGACAUGGGGAGAGGCGGCCGCUCCUGCUUAACCCUCAUCAGGAAGAGCAUGGGCACUGGGCUGAGGGGAGACGUUGAGGUGACCGUCCACAUGGGUGUGUUUGGGAUAUGACGAGGGGCGCAGAGCAGGGGAAGUCCCUCUGCCUGUUUCUGGGCAGGAGAGAGUCUUGUCCAACUGGCUGAAGCAGAUGCUCCUUGCUGUGGCCACAUGGAAUGGCCUCAGGGGCCCUCAGGGUCUUGCAUGGAGCCCCCCCCCCACAGCUAUGAUUCCCUUCCCAUAUGAUGACUGAACUCGUGUGGAAUUGAUGUAGCACAGAUUUACAUUGGCAUCUAAAACAGUUCCCUCCCAACACACCAUCACCAACGGGAACAAGCAUGACCAGCCUGCCAGGCGCAAGGUGGGUGUGUCUGCUGGUCCCAGGGCCAGGGGAAGCUGGGGCCCAGGCCGAGAGGGGCCGAGGGUCAGUCGCCCUUCUGCCAGGCACAGACCCCAAGGGCAGAGCAGGGGCUGCCUGGGAUGUGGCACUGGCUGUCUGGGAAGUGCCCUGAGAGUCGGGGGCCAGGUGUUCACUGAAGGGAGACUUCUGGAGUCUAUGAGUGAGAUGAGGACUGCAUCAGGAGAGGGACUGAGGCUGGGGAGGAUACUCUGCUUUUUCCCAGGUUGUCCUGUCCUCCCCAUCUCUGCUGAACUCCCCUCACCCCAUGUGGCCGACCUCUGCCCCCCUUACCCCUAACCCACCUCUCAGAAUCUCAGAUCCCAGCAUGGACAGGACCCAGCACCUGCCCUGGUUCCCUCCUGGCCAACACCUUCUUCUCCACAGUCUGAGUUCUGAUUCCUCCCCAGGGCCCUUGUUGGCUCAGGACCGCUGUGACUGCCAGAGCACUGGUCCCAGCACUGCCUGCAUGCAGAGCUGUGGUCAUGGUGCUGGGAGUUGGCCCAGCAGCAGAAGCUGAUGGGGCAAAGCUCUCUGGUAUAUGGCGGCCUGGUCCCUCUGCCAAGUGACAAAGGGAGCCAUGUUUGGGUUCUCUCUGGCCCCAUCUGCCCACAGAACACAGUAGUCAGCCAGACAGAUGCCUCUCUGCCCCAUCCCUUCUGCUCCAUGUGGGCAGUGUCGGAGGCCUGCCACCCGCUUUCGCCUUUGGGAAGGAGAGUUUAUCUUGGCAGGGCUUCCCCAGCUGAGGGCACAACAGGCCCUUGGGGAAAAUGUGGGGAGUGAAGAGUCACUGGUGGGUGAUGUGGGCAGCUCCCGUGACUCCUCUACAUUCAGGGCCAUCCUCAGGAGACAAGGUAACACCUCCCCUUUGCAGGGUUUAGGAAUGUUAAGUGAGCCGUGUUUGAAGGGAAUGUGGUCUGUACUCUGGCAUGUGUGGGUGCUCAGCCAACUUCCUCACCUAAGGGUGAAAGUGAUACCUUGGUUUAGUGACACCUCGGGGCUUCUGCUGGUUUACCCCACUAGCUGUUUUCUGCCCCACUGUCCCUGUCCUUGUUUUGGCUGAGCCAUUUCCAAGAGGCAGAACCUAUGCUUCCUUCACCUCUGUGUCCCGCCUGAGCCCUACAAUCUGCCCCUAAAUGGGCACAGUGGGGCUGACUGGGGGGCUCUGAUGGACUUAACAUGUGUCCCCCCCCUCCCCCCCCCAGUUCCUGUGUUGAAGCCCUAACUCCUAACGUGAUGGUAUUUGGAGAUGGGGCCUUUGGGAGUUAUUCAGGGUUAGAAGAGAACAUGAGGGUGGGGCCCUAAUGAUAGGAUUAGGGCCAUGGUAAGAAGCAGAGAUCCCAGCGCUCUCUCUCUCUCCCUGACAUGAGGACACAGUGAGAAGGCAGCCGUCUGCAAGCCAGGAAGAGAGCCCUCACCAGAACCUCACCUUGCUGUGACCCUAACGUCGGACUUCCAGCCUCCAGACUGACAAAUACAUUUUGUUUCUUAAUACGCACCGCCUCCCCCACCCACCAAGUCUAGGACACUUUGUCCUAGCAGCCCUAUGUGACUAGGACAAGGUCCAUCAUCUCAGGAACUUCCUUCCUGACUGGUAUCUGGAAACUGUAUCAGAGCCAUGGGAAAGAAUGAAGAAAGGCUCGGCUCUUUACGACUGUCAGCACACCUCCACCCCAAGUGCAGUGUAUCACACGUGAACCAGGACUGCUGUGGGACACAGUGCAAGGGAAUCUGUAAACACCCAUGACAUCGUCAUAUCCACACUUGGGGAAGCCAAGCAGCUUGCUCACAGCAGGUGCUGGGGGUAUGCUGAGGCUCUCGGUGGGUUUGGCCUCCCUGCUCACGCAGCCAGGUCACUCUCUGGGAGCCAGUGCAGUUGGGGCGGCCCCGGGCAGGUUUGCCUCCAGAAACCACUCCCUUCACCACUGGACGACAGAUCCCUGAAGAAGCCAUGGCCUCCUGAGAAACUCCAUCUGACAAUGUGAGCAAGGCCGGCCCCCGUUAGUAAACAUGCAGUGCUUUCUGACAGCUACCAGGAUGGACUUGCUCCAGGUGGCUGCCCUUUUGUAGCUGCACUUUGAUUCUAACUUCAGCAUCCCAUGAUGUCCUUCAGAUCUUGGUGCCCUGGGAAAUGUUAGUGAGAGUCACCUGGUUUGGGGGAUCUGGGCCAGGCUGCCCCCUCCUGGCCAAUCGGCUGAUACCCAGCCAGGGCUGCCAGAGUCAUUGUCACUGAGUCCCUGACCAUUACUGGGUGCAGACUCUCAACAGUGGCCCCCACCCUGGCACAUCCCCUGUGAGGGAGCUGAUACACUGGGUUUUACUGAAUUCUGAGUUAUGAUGUCAUUGAGCAUGCUUUGUCUGCACACUUGUGCCCUUUGAGCUCAUUUUAGGCAAAUGUAUCCGGACUAAGGUUGUAUUUACCGAUGGUUCAUUUUCCGUCCUCAUCUCAGUCCUCGGAAGGAUGAAUUCCAUCUCUCAUGCCAUGGUCCUUCCUCAGAAUUUCCUUUGUCUUAGUUCAUUCCAAAGAUCAUGUUGUAGGGACGUUUAUCACGUAUACGGUAUUUGCAUAAACUGUAUGAGCGAUUAAAAGAUAUUCUCUGACAUUAAACACAAACAACACAGAAAUCUCACGGGUGACGAUAGGAUCACAAGAUUCCUAAUCAAUGCAAGUGGAUGGUUAGUCAAGGUAAAUCCCUUCAUCCCCUUCCCUUCAUUAGAAUAGACAGAAACUGACUGUAUACAGGCUUUACUCCUUUAUAAUGUGCCAAAAUAAAACCCCAAAGCA